This is a messenger RNA of Amoebophrya sp. A120, 616 nucleotides long. The record is from the annotation of a GenBank genome assembly. Lineage: Eukaryota; Dinophyceae; Syndiniales; Amoebophryaceae.
CCAUUUGUCUUGAAUACAAUACCAACAUUAAUCACAUUGUCUAUGACACCGUAAGGAAUGUAUUUAGCUUUUUUAUGAAAGUGUUGUCGAAUAAUUUUCGUCUUAUCCUGUUCCACCUAUCGGGAUCGCAUUGCAAAAUAAGGAUCGUACUAGUAUAAAUUGCAUUACAAAUUUCCUUAGCAUGACAAAUUGUCCUUAGCUUGACAAAUUGAAUUUGUCAUGCUGUUUUAGCGUAGGAAGGCGAUUUGUAAUGCAUGACUGCAAUUACUACGAGUACGAUACUUUUGCACAGGAUACCCAGGAUCGCAUUGCAAUCCGCGAAGGCCGCGUGGCUUUGCAGCCAAGCUUCCCAUAUGGGGUUCUCAAUCGUUACAUUCUCAACUGUUACAUGAAUCUGUAAUGCAAGAAUGGCAAAAGUGAAACGAGGGACCUUGCGCGUCUUGCAUGACAGAUUUGGCGCAGAGUAUCAGCCUGCUUAGGCCUUGGAGAAUUUGUCAUGCUAAGCAGCUUGAUCGCAUCGAUUCUGAUUGUGAAUUUGCAUGACAAAUCAUGCAACAGCUGAGAGUGUAACAGUUGAGAACGCCAUAUCCCACUCCUGCGGGGUGUAGUUCGAUGA